Messenger RNA from Pongo pygmaeus (Bornean orangutan), 1814 nucleotides. It is a transcript of the gene ACTA1, whose product is annotated as actin alpha 1, skeletal muscle. The record is from RefSeq and is a predicted model, not a curated record. The transcript has 7 exons. The coding region runs from base 427 to 1560 and encodes 377 amino acids. Lineage: Eukaryota; Metazoa; Chordata; Mammalia; Primates; Hominidae.
AUGGACCCACCGGCGAACGCGGUGACCCUCGCCCCACCCCAUCCCCUCCAGCGGGCAACUGGGUCGGGUCAGGAGGGGCAAACCCGCUAGGGAGACACUCCAUAUACGGCCCGGCCCGCGUUACCUGGGACCGGGCCAACCCGCUCCUUCUUUGGUCAACGCAGGGGACCCGGGCGGGGGCCCAGGCCGCGAACCGGCCGAGGGAGGGGGCUUUAGUGCCCAACACCCAAAUAUGGCUCGAGAAGGGCAGCGACAUUCCUGCGGGGUGGCGCGGAGGGAAUGCCCGCGGGCUAUAUAAAACCUGAGCAGAGGGACAAGCGGCCACCGCAGCGGACAGCGCCAAGUGAAGCCUCGCUUCCCUCCCGCGGCGACCAGGGCCCGAGCCGAGAGUAGCAGUUGUAGCUACCCGCCCAGAAAUUAGACACAAUGUGCGACGAAGACGAGACCACCGCCCUCGUGUGCGACAAUGGCUCCGGCCUGGUGAAAGCCGGCUUCGCCGGGGAUGACGCCCCUAGGGCCGUGUUCCCGUCCAUCGUGGGCCGCCCCCGACAUCAGGGCGUCAUGGUCGGUAUGGGUCAGAAAGAUUCCUACGUGGGCGACGAGGCUCAGAGCAAGAGAGGUAUCCUGACCCUGAAGUACCCUAUCGAGCACGGCAUCAUCACCAACUGGGAUGACAUGGAGAAGAUCUGGCACCACACCUUCUACAACGAGCUCCGCGUGGCUCCCGAGGAGCACCCCACCCUGCUCACCGAGGCCCCCCUCAAUCCCAAGGCCAACCGCGAGAAGAUGACCCAGAUCAUGUUUGAGACCUUCAACGUGCCCGCCAUGUACGUGGCCAUCCAGGCCGUGCUGUCCCUCUACGCCUCCGGCAGGACCACCGGCAUCGUGCUGGACUCCGGCGACGGCGUCACCCACAACGUGCCCAUCUAUGAGGGCUACGCGCUGCCGCACGCCAUCAUGCGCCUGGACCUGGCGGGCCGCGAUCUCACCGACUACCUGAUGAAGAUCCUCACUGAGCGUGGCUACUCCUUCGUGACCACAGCUGAGCGCGAGAUCGUGCGCGACAUCAAGGAGAAGCUGUGCUACGUGGCCCUGGACUUCGAGAACGAGAUGGCGACGGCCGCCUCUUCCUCCUCCCUGGAAAAGAGCUACGAGCUGCCAGACGGGCAGGUCAUCACCAUCGGCAACGAGCGCUUCCGCUGCCCGGAGACGCUCUUCCAGCCCUCCUUCAUCGGUAUGGAGUCGGCGGGCAUUCACGAGACCACCUACAACAGCAUCAUGAAGUGUGACAUCGACAUCAGGAAGGACCUGUAUGCCAACAACGUCAUGUCGGGGGGCACCACGAUGUACCCUGGGAUCGCUGACCGCAUGCAGAAAGAGAUCACCGCGCUGGCCCCCAGCACCAUGAAGAUCAAGAUCAUCGCCCCGCCGGAGCGCAAAUACUCGGUGUGGAUCGGCGGCUCCAUCCUGGCCUCGCUGUCCACCUUCCAGCAGAUGUGGAUCACCAAGCAGGAGUACGACGAGGCCGGCCCUUCCAUCGUCCACCGCAAAUGCUUCUAGACACACUCCACCUCCAGCGCGCGACUUCUCAGGACGACGAAUCUUCUCAAUGGGGGGGCGGCUGAGAUCCAGCCACCCCGCAGUCACUUUCUUUGUAACAACUUCCGUUGCUGCCAUCGUAAACUGACACAGUGUUUAUAACGUGUACAUACAUUAACUUAUUACCUCAUUUUGCUAUUUUUCGAAACAAAGCCCUGUGGAAGAAAAUGGAAAACUUGAAGAAGCAUUAAAGUCAUUCUGUUAAGCUGCGUAAA